This is a messenger RNA of Gracilinanus agilis (Agile Gracile Mouse Opossum), 1335 nucleotides long. Its product is annotated as sodium-coupled monocarboxylate transporter 1-like. The transcript is spliced from 12 exons. Gene Ontology annotation, cellular component: membrane. The record is from RefSeq and is a predicted model, not a curated record. The coding region runs from base 1 to 1335 and encodes 444 amino acids. NCBI's taxonomy places the organism in Eukaryota, Metazoa, Chordata, Mammalia, Didelphimorphia, Didelphidae. Gene Ontology annotation, molecular function: organic acid:sodium symporter activity. Gene Ontology annotation, biological process: sodium ion transport; propanoate transmembrane transport.
AUGGCGAACUUCAGCGUGUGGGACUACCUGGUGUUCGGAGCCGUGCUUCUUUUAUCUGCCUUAUUUGGCCUCUACUACGCGAUGACCGAGCGCAAGAAAACAGACACCCACUUCCUGCUAGGCGGGCGCCAGAUGACCGCGUAUCCCGUGUCCCUGUCGCUCGCUGCCAGUUUCAUGUCUGCCAUCACCGUGCUGGGCACUCCCGCUGAGGUGUACCGCUUCGGCGCCAGGUUCAUGCUCUUCAACUUCUCGUACGCCUCGACGGUUUUCAUCACAGGAGAGAUCUACAUGCCCGUCUUCUACCGGCUUGGGAUCAGGAGCACUUAUGAGUACUUAGAACUUCGAUUUAAUAAAGCAGCUCGCUCAAUGGGAUCAUUUCUAUUUAUUGUUCAAACGAUGCUAUAUACUGGAAUUGUUAUAUAUGCUCCUGCUCUUGCUUUGAAUCAAGUCACAGGAUUUGAGCUCUGGAGUGCUAUAGUUGGAACUGGGAUUGUCUGUACUUUCUACUGCACAGUGGGAGGUUUCAAAGCUGUUGUAUGGACAGAUGUUUUUCAAGCAAUAAUUAUGCUAGCAGGAUUUGGUUCAAUUAUCAUACAGACCUCAAGAAUUCAAGGUGGACUUUCGGUUAUCUUACAACAUGCUAAGGAAGGAGGAAGACUAAACUUUUGGGACUUCAAUCUUAGUCCUUUGCAGAGGCACACUUUCUGGACAAUUUUAAUAGGUGGGACCUUUACGUGGACCGGCAUCUAUGGUAUCAAUCAGUCCCAAGUGCAGAGAUACAUAUCCUGUAAAUCUAAGUUCCAUGCAAAAUUGUCUCUUUAUUUAAAUCUUUUGGGACUCUUCUUUAUUAAUAUAGCUGCAGUGUUCAGUGGAUUGUCAUUGUACUCUGUGUAUCGUCACUGUGAUCCUUGGAAAUCAAAUAAAGUUCGGUCACCAGAUCAGCUCAUGCCCUAUCUAGCAAUAGACAUUCUACAAAACUAUCCAGGACUUUCAGGCCUUUUUGUGGCAGCUGCUUAUAGUGGAACAUUGAGCACUGUAUCCUCUAGCAUCACAGCUUUAGCGUGUGUAACUCUGGAAGAUGUCAUCAAACCUCAUUUAGAUUCACCUUCAGAAAGGACUCUUUUUUUGUUUUCUAAAGGGACAUGCUUAUUCUAUGGAAUAAUUUGCAUUGGGAUGGCUGCUUUGGCAUCAUUAAUGGGAAGUAUGUUACAGGUAGCAAUCAAAUUAUUUGGCCUAAUUGGAGGGCCUUUCGUGGGCUUGUUUUUUCUUGGAAUUUUGAAUCCUUAUGCCAAUCCAAAAUGUGACUUACUAAAAGGGAAAGCAAUUGAAAACUGA